Molecule: messenger RNA, 1722 nt
Organism: Harmonia axyridis
Lineage: Eukaryota; Metazoa; Arthropoda; Insecta; Coleoptera; Coccinellidae
Product: TIMELESS-interacting protein
Exons: 2
Coding region: 481-1560 (359 amino acids)
Biological process (GO): DNA damage response; replication fork arrest; replication fork processing
Cellular component (GO): replication fork protection complex; nucleus
Molecular function (GO): DNA binding
Source: RefSeq, a predicted model, not a curated record
GUUGACAUUUGUCAAUUGUCAUCGUAUUUUGUUCUUGGUUAUUUUUAUUUAUAUUCAAUAAAAUAUCAGAAUUUUCAGAAAUAUUUACAAAUUAGCUCUAUCAAAGGAUACUAACACAAUAUGCCUGGAAUGAAUAACACAGAUUCUAAGCAAAUAAUAGGGACUUUACCUAAAAGUGAGGAAAAAGAUCCUACUCAACCCGAAACCCCAAGAGAAAUUACUCAAACUGAUCAUUUGAACAAAAAGCUGCUUACUGUUUUUCUUGAAAAAAUCAAUGAAACUUCAUCAUCAAUCAUUUCUCAAGAAGCAACUUCUUGUAAUAAUGACAACGAAUUUCUAUAAUAUUUAAAAUAUCAAAAAUUCCCAAGCAUCUUCUAUUUAUGAUAAAUAUAACCUCUAAACUCAAUUUGGCGGGACAUCCAUUUCACAGCUAGAUCCUGGUAGUUUUUGGAAUUGUAGAAACUUUUUGGUGCAUGAAAAAUGGAUUUAUUUGACGAACAUGAUGAAAAUGAAAUCUUUGAUGAUGGAGAAAAUUUGGAACUAUCAAAUGAAGGUAUCCAAGCGAAUGAAGAAGAAAAUGAAGACGCAAAUGAUAAUCAAGAAGACGAAGGAAAAAGAGUUAAACCAAAGAAAAUUAUUAGGCAUCCUAGAGCCAAAUUGAAUGCCGAACUUUUGAAAGGACCUAAGGGACUUGGAAAUCUGGAAAAAUGUUUUGAUCGAGUUCAAUUCAAAGGAAAGGGCUAUGAAGAGCAAGAUCUGAAUGUACUCUUGAAAACUUAUGAAUAUUGGUGUCAUCGACUAUUUCCCAAAUUCCCUUUCAAAGAUUGUAUAGAUAAGAUUGAAAAAUUGGGUUCAAAAGGACCUAUACAGACACACUUGAAGAAAGUAAGAUCUGGAAUGAUCGAUGAUGACAUUGAAACAAUGGAUGUAUUACCAGAUUUUAAUUCAGAUGAAGAAGAAGAAUCUGCUCCACCAAAUGUAGCUCAAACAUCUAUACAAGCCACAAUGGCUGAUAUACCAAUUGAAUUGACUGAGGAUCAACUCGAGACAAUCAGAAGGAAUAGGGAAAAAGCACAAAAACUGAGGCAGGAAAGACUUCGGAAAAUACAGGAAAAAGCAGCUGUAAAUCUACCAGAAAAAAAUGUAUUGAAUGGUGAUUCAACAUCUAUUAGGAGAUCAAGUACUGAAAUGGAAGAGACUGAGGUGGAUAUUCAGUCCAAUACAGGUCCAGCUAAGAAUGUUUCAUCUGAAAGUGAUUGCAAUGGGAGUGAUCCCAAUAUGCAUUGUGAUAAAUCAAAAGAAGAUGAAAGAGUAAAUUUACAAGAACAGGAAAAAGAUGAGAAUAAUGAUAGUGAUGAGGAAUUCCAAAUAUCAAAAAAGAAUUCUAAAAAGUUUUUCGAUGAUGAUGAUGAGGAAGAGAGUACAACUGUAGUAGAAGAAAUAGGUAAUAAUGAAGAUAAUAGUGUACAAGUCAAAUCUAGAAAUUUUCUAGAAACUAGUGAUGAAAAUAUUCCUGAAAAUAUUGAUGAAACAGUUGAGCAGAUGGAAGUGGAUGAAUAAAACUUGGACAAUGAGAGAUUAGUUUGAAAAUUGAAUAAAUUUGUUUCAUUUAAACAUGAAAAAUUGUACAUGCAUUAGUGAGAUUUAAAUUUUUUCUGCUAUAAGAUUAUGAUUUAUUUGUCAUAGAUAGGAUUUGCUGAAUAAAUACUUACUUUUUAUGAA